Tilletiopsis washingtonensis is the source of this 1665-nucleotide messenger RNA. RefSeq lists its product as hypothetical. Gene Ontology annotation, molecular function: translation release factor activity. The transcript is spliced from 3 exons. The record is from RefSeq and is a predicted model, not a curated record. Bases 1 to 1665 code for a protein of 554 amino acids. Gene Ontology annotation, biological process: translational termination. Lineage: Eukaryota; Fungi; Basidiomycota; Exobasidiomycetes; Entylomatales. Gene Ontology annotation, cellular component: mitochondrion.
AUGCUCGCGGCAGUCCGCGCGCGCCUGGCGCUCGCCCGCCAGAGUCCGGCCGGCCGGCGUGCGCUGCACUCGGUGCGCGUGCACGCCGCCGGGCGCACGGCCGAGCGCCGCGUGCCCACGCCCCUCGUCCUCCUCGCCGUGCCGCACUGGGACGCCGGCUGGCCGCAGCGUGCGCGCGACGCCGCCGCCGCGCUGCACGCCCUGCCGCCGUCCGAGCUUGCGGCGCACGCGCAGCGCCAGCUCGAGCUCAAGGUGCCCGCGGCGCGCAGCCGCGUCGUGCGUGUGCCCGCCGAGGCGCCGCCGCACGCCCCGCCGCCGCCGCCGCCCGGCGCCUUCGACGCCGCGUGGGCCGCGUCCUUUGCGCGCCACGGCUUCGACGUCGUCGACGUCGAGCUCGACCUCGCGCUCGUGCCCAGGCCCGCGCCCGGCCUCCGUGUGCACGAGUGGUGCGCCGCCGAGCUGCAGUACAUCGUCAAGCAGCUCGGCCUGCCGCCCGUCCUCCUCGCAGCGCGUGAGGCGGCGUGUCUGGCGGCGCAGACGUACGUCUCCAGCCACGGCGUCGCCGGCCUCGUGCUCGUCGCGCCCCCACUCAGUCUGGCGCGUGCAGAGGCCGACGGCCUGCUGGGCGACGUCGGCGGCAGCGCGCUCGACGAGUUCGACUUUGAGCCGACAUUCCCGAUCCGCGUGGCAUGGGAGCACGAGGUCUCUGCGGCAGACGAGCUGCACUGGCUCGAGGAGGUCGAGCAGGACUAUCUGGACGCCGGCGAGGAGCUGAAGCGCGCGCACUGGCCCAACUCGGACAAGGGCGCGCUGCGCGCCGUGUACUGGACGGAGGACGAGACGAGUCUCGCAGACCCAGACCCGGGCCGCCGCAAGGAGCAGAAGGGGCCCACUCGCCGGCAGCUAUACGAGCGCGCGCGGCUGGCGACCACGCCCGAGCACCACGAGUGGCGCGAGGCGCGCCUCAAAGCCAUCGCCAAGGGCCUCAAGCCGCCCGUCUUUGACCCGCCGGCGUGGUACGAUCCCGAGCUGUACGUGUGCGGCUCGGGCACGCGUGUGCCGCUGAGCGUGCCGGCCGCGUCGCUCAAGGAGACGUUUGUGCGCUCGUCGGGGCCCGGCGGGCAGCACGUCAACAAGGUCAGCACGGCCGUGUCGCUGCUGCACGUGCCCAGCGGCGAGCGCAUCACGAUGGAGGCCGAGCGCAGCCAGGCGCGCAACCGCGCCCUGGCGCUGCGCAAGAUGAGCCGCCACCUCGAGGAGCUGCUCUGGCUCGACGACUCGAUCCUCGCCAAGGGCCAGGAGUCGGCGCGCGUCAAGAAGCGCAUGAAGCACAAGAAGCAGGUCAAGCGCGAGCGCGAGCAGCACGCCGCGCUCAACGCUGCCCGGCACGCCGAGGGGCUGCCGCCGAUCGCCGACCCACACUUCACUGCCCUGAGCAAGCUGCUGCCGCCCAGCGAGGAUGCGUUUGACGACGACAACGACGAUGACGACGACGAUGAGGAAGACAGCCCGUGGCGCCGGACCCAGCAGCGCCGCGAUGCACACGAGCUGCGCGAGCACGUGCGGCUGCAGCGCAAGGGCGACUACGCCGACUUCCGCGCCAGACGCAGGGCAACAAAGCAAUGGCGCCGCAUCAGCGCCAAUGGUAAGGCGAUGGAGUCUUGA